Molecule: messenger RNA, 1061 nt
Organism: Emiliania huxleyi CCMP1516
Lineage: Eukaryota; Haptophyta; Isochrysidales; Noelaerhabdaceae
Exons: 2
Coding region: 1-1023 (340 amino acids)
Source: RefSeq, a predicted model, not a curated record
AUGCCAAGCCUCCCGAGUUCGGCCCCGCCUCUCACGCUCGAGGAAGCGGAGGCACGGAUUGUCGAGCUCGAACGCGAGGUCUGCGCUCUCCGAGCUGCCGCGGGUGACGGCAACUGCGUCGUGACGGCUCCAGCCAGCGAGGUGUCCGCACCGUGGCAGAUGGUGCCGAUCGGCUUUGUUGAGUCCGCCUUUGUGUCCAAAAACGGAACGCCGCGGCAGUCCGGCAUCGUGCCGGCAGCACCGGCGCGCCUUCGCGUGCUGUGGGGCACCAACCCCUCGCACUCUCUCGAGGGUCUCGGCGGCUUCUCUCACGCGUGGCUGCUCUGGGUCUUCGACCGCAACGGCGGAGCCGCCGUCAAGGCCAAGGUCCGGCCGCCGCGGCUGGGCGGCGCUCCGACGGGCGUCUUUGGCUGCCGGACGCCGCACCGUCCAAACCCGGUCGGCCUGUCGCUCGUGUCGAUCUCGCGGGUCGACGGAUCGACGCUCUAUUUUGACGGCGCAGAUUUGUGCGACGGCACGCCGGUGCUCGAUAUCAAGCCGUUCGUCCCUUCAGCCGACGCGCCGCCUCCUUUCACCCCGGUCCGUGCCGCGCCUUGGGUCACCCCGUGGGGCGGAGCAGAGCCGGCCGGCGAGGACGGCGGCGGUGGGGGCGGCGAGGGCGAGGGCGGCGAGGGCGAGGGCGGCGGGGGCGGCAGGGGCGGCGGAAGAUCCGCUGCGUGGGGUUGCCGCGUCGCCUUCUCAGAGCUCGCCCGGCAGGAGCUGCGGGCGCUCUGCGCGGCCGAGCCGCCUCGCGGCCAGCCGCAGACUCUGCGCUUCUUCCGCUGCCAGCCAGAGCAGGCCGAGGCCGCCUUUGUGCAGGCGCUCGCGGCGGACCCGCGCUCAAUCUACCGCAAGGAGAAGUGCGCGGAUGCUCCCUACUAUCUCAACCUCGACGGGAUCGACGCGGUUUGCCGCUUCACGGGAAAGGUGGUCACGGUGGAGCGUGUGCGCCUGAGGGAAGGAGGAGAGGAUGUGGAUAGUUAAUGAUUUUGGUCUCUUUAAUUAUUCGUGGCACAAUCACA